Molecule: messenger RNA, 273 nt
Organism: Sapajus apella (tufted capuchin)
Lineage: Eukaryota; Metazoa; Chordata; Mammalia; Primates; Cebidae
Product: 60S ribosomal protein L39
Exons: 1
Coding region: 66-221 (51 amino acids)
Biological process (GO): translation
Cellular component (GO): ribosome; cytosolic large ribosomal subunit
Molecular function (GO): structural constituent of ribosome
Source: RefSeq, a predicted model, not a curated record
AAAAAAAGAAAUAGCUCUCUUCCUUUCUCCGCCAUCGUGGUGUGUGCAUUACUCCGUUUCUCGCCAUGUCUUCUCACAAGACUUUCAGGAUUAAGCGAUUCCUGGCCAAGAAACAAAAGCAAAAUCGUCCCAUUCCCCAGUGGAUUCGGAUGAAAACUGGUAAUAAAAUCAGGUACAACUCCAAAAGGAGACAUUGGAGAAGAACCAAACUUGGUCUGUAAGAAAUUACACAUGUGAUGGCACACAUAUUUAUGCUGUCUGUAGGUCACAGUC